AACGUCAAUAAAUUCGAGUUCCAUAUUGGACAUAAAAUAUGAAAUGAUAAUUAUAAUAUAAAAUUAUUGAUUAUUAUAAAGUGCGACACGCGCUGUGAUAGCCUUGCCAUGAUUGGUUUACUCUAGUGUUAGCUUUCAUACUUAAUUAAUAUAGUCAUAGUAUAAAUAUGUUUUAAAUUUCGGUGUUAGGAUUUUAUAGAGAUAAGAAUAUUAUUAAAAUACAAAUAAAAUGUCGGAAGUAAAUAAUGUCAAAGACGUCUCAGUGAAAAGACAGGACCCUACAUCUUUUUUGCCAGAGGAGGCAAUGUCUUAUGAAUUGAAACCAAAAAAGAAAAAGAAAAAAAAGAAACAUAAUCAGGAAGAUCCAUUUAAAGAUUUAGGGGACGUAUCUAAUUUACCAACAGAAAUUACCCUUGACCCUGAGGUUAAUAUUAAAGUUGAGAAUAUAGAAGUCGAGUUGGAUUUUAAUGAUUUUACCAAUGACAAUGGACUUAUGGUUGAAGGUAUUCAAAGUGAAGAUAGUCAGGAACCAGUGGUAAAAUUGGAGCAACAGAACCGUGAAGCUGUAAUUCUAACAUUUGAGAGUGUUGUCAGUGAUAAAUCAGUGUUUAAUUAUAACCAACCAAGUGAUACAAACAUCGUAGGUCCGAAACACAUAUGUAAAGUAUGUCAUCUUGUGUUUCAAUCUAUAAGAACAUUAAAAAUGCACCAAAAGAGAAAGCACAAAGUAUUCAGACGUUUAUUUGAACAUGUAUGCGAGAAUUGUGGUAUGUCUUAUGACCAGAAAAGUAGUCUGAUUGCGCAUAUAAGGAGGAAACAUGGACCGGAUUCAUUACCUGAUGACAGAGAAGAAAGAACUUGUGACAUUUGUGCACUGGUCUUCAAAGGUAUGACGAGAUUACGUAUGCAUAUGCGAAGAAAGCAUGGAUCUUUCCAAGAUUCAUUCCAAUACGCGUGUAAAGAUUGUGGACUUACAUAUGACAAAUAUAGGAGUUUAAUUGUACAUAUCCGGAGAAAGCAUAAUGAGGAUAACCAACCCGUACCUGAGCAGUGGUAUAAUUGUCCAUUUUGUCCUAAAGCGUUUACUAAACGUGAAACAUACGCAAGGCAUGUACAAAGAAAACAUCAAGAAGAUGAAGACAUGGAUAAUAAUGAUAGGAUUUUAUUAAAAAAUUCCACAAAUGAACAAACCGGUGAAGUUUCUUGUAAAGAGUGCCCUCUAGUGUUUUCCUCGUUAAAUUACCUUAAAUUACAUAUGAGAAGAAAACAUAAUGCUUUAAAAGAUAAUUUCAGACUCAAAUGUAAAUUUUGUAAUCUAUCGUACGAUAAAAUAGAAAGCUUAAAGCGUCAUAUUCGAAGGAAACAUGAUAAGGGAUCGUAUUGUGAAGUGUGCAAUAAACAGUUUGAUACUAGAGAAUUGUAUUUAAACCAUACUCAUAUUAAAAUGAUAAGGGAAUGCUCAAUUUGUGGUUUAAUAUUCGCCUCUAAGGCUGGCUUGGGCAAACAUUUACGAUGUACCCACAAAAUUGAUUCACCGAAAAUAAUAUUCUGUCAUAUAUGCAAUGAAGGAUUCCAUGACAAAAGGCAAUUGAAGCCACAUUUAAUGAAAGUGCAUUUAAAAGUGUCAUAUACAUGUAUACAUUGCAGUAAAAUAUUUAAAUGCAAAGAAAGUUAUAGACGUCAUAUAUUAUUUAAACAUCCAGUUAAAAAUAUUAAUCAUAAUCAGUUGCAAAAAUGUGAAAAUUGUCCGGAAACAUUUACAGAUGAACUUGAAUUGUCAAAACAUGUAAACAUAUUCCACGGGCAAGAAUCAAAUAUGAAUGAAAUUGUUGUAAAAAAAGAGGAAGUUGAUAUAAAAGAAUCAUUUCAAUGCUCAAAAUGUUCAGAAUCAUUUUUAACUUGGGAAUUACUAAGGUUACAUUUCACACAAAAUCAUCACGUAGUCAAAGACACUCAGUGUCAAGUUUGCGGUCAAAUAGUCAAAGAUAACGAACUUCAAAAGCAUAUAAAAAGCAAUCAUACAGAAGUAACAAUAUUGGAAUGUAAAUAUUGUGAAUUUAAAACAAAAUCAAGAGGAAGUUUAACACAACAUUUAUUAAGACAUAAAAAUGCUACUACGCUGAAUUGUGAAAUGGAAGGUUGUAGAUAUAAAACAUUCUACGAAGUAGCUAUGAUGAAACACAAACAGAAACAUAACGAACAAGGUGUGAAAUUACAAUGUUCCAAAUGUUCGUUUCAAACUAUGAAUAAAUAUAUAUUAAAAUAUCAUGAAGAUGCACAUUUGACUGGUAAAAAGAAAUAUGCUUGUGAUAAAUGUGAUUACGCAACAAUAUUACCAGCAAAUUUGGUACAGCACAAAUAUAAACAUUCAACGGAGAAGAAGUUCAAAUGUGAGGUAUGUCCGUUUGCAACAAAAUAUAAUACAUCGUUACGAUUUCAUGUUAAAAAGAAACAUUGUGAUCUCCCAUCUUUCAGUUAA
This is a messenger RNA of Papilio xuthus (Asian swallowtail), 2479 nucleotides long. RefSeq names its product zinc finger protein 845. The transcript has 3 exons. The record is from RefSeq and is a predicted model, not a curated record. Lineage: Eukaryota; Metazoa; Arthropoda; Insecta; Lepidoptera; Papilionidae. The coding region runs from base 230 to 2479 and encodes 749 amino acids.